This is a messenger RNA of Xenopus tropicalis (tropical clawed frog), 2051 nucleotides long. The record is from RefSeq and is a predicted model, not a curated record. Lineage: Eukaryota; Metazoa; Chordata; Amphibia; Anura; Pipidae.
UAGCAAACUCUGCCCAUUGCUCUGAAGGGCCAUUAUUUAUUCAUUCAGCAGAGGAGUUACACGCAACAGUUGUCAAGAAAGCGUCAGCUUAUUAGGCAAGAUCUGCGUGAUCCCCGAAGAAAGUCUAAGCUAUAAAGCCUGGGUUCAGGACAUCUGUUUGUAGAGAAUUAUUUCAACCAGAAAAGAUCACAAUAUGCCAGCACCUUAAGGAAGAAAGUCUAAAAACAUCACAAGGAGGCACGAACAUCACUUACCUUUCAUGCUACAGUGGGAUAUAACCCCAGCACCAGCCAAGCACCUUCUGAGGGAGACGAGACUGACUCUGCCUCUGUCGGCAAUUCUCCUCAUUGCCCUUUUCCUUGUACCGUUUCCAUCCUUUCUAGGAAUCCCCUGUGCAUCAGCUUUAUCUCAGCUUCAAUCUUUGGAGUUUAAUAUGAAGUUCCAGCUGUGGGUGUCUACAGGAAUCCUACUGGUCUCUCUCCUCCCCUGCCAUGAGUGCCGAGCUUUCAGUAAAUCCCCAGCAUCUUCUCCUGGAGCUCCCCUGCCUGCUCUGUCCAAUUCCCAGCCCUUUCUACUUCGCAUGGGAGAAGAGUAUUUCCUCCGGCUAGGCAAUCUCCAUAAGUAUUCCCCAAGCUCGUUUGCAGCCAGCCGGCUUCCCGAGGCAUCUGGCGGUAACUUUGUGAGGGCUGUACAGCAGCAACUGCAGGCUCAGCAGUGGAGCAGCCAGCCAGGGCUGAGAGCUGCAGCUUUGGAUGGAGCAGACAGCCCUUACAGUGCUCAGGAAGAGCCCACAGAAAGAGCAAAGCGUGCAGAAGAGCCUCCCAUUUCCCUGGAUCUGACUUUUCACUUGCUCCGUGAAGUCUUAGAAAUGGCAAGAGCUGAGCAAAUAGCCCAGCAAGCCCACAGCAACAGGAAACUCAUGGACAUCAUUGGGAAAUAGCACAGGUCUCCCUGCCAAAGAGUUCUCUGCAUUUAGCACAAAAGGUGAUGUACCAUAAAGCUGCCCUGAAACCAUCUGUUUAUUUUUUUACAGCUUCAAAAUUGCAGUUUGUGCAUCUUAACCCCUUUGCUGCCAAAGGGGCCAGCAUGGACCCAGCGCAUGGUGUUUCUGGCCCCUCUGGAAGCAAUAAAGGGCUCCCAAGCUAUAUCUGUUUUUUAGCAUGUACCGGGUAUAUUUCACUGCAGUGAAAGGCAACAUGUGUCAUUUGUAAAUAUAUCGUUUUUUUAUUUUACAGUCAAGGGUCAUUCUUGUGAUAUAUUUCCUGAGAACACCCAUCUGGGGAGGGUUGCAUUUUAAAGUCUUAAGGGAGAAGCUAAAUCUCUUGAAACCUAAGGGGUUUUCCUCUGGGAGGGGAAAAAAUUGUUGUAAUUUAUUUUGCAUCAAAGUUGAUUGUAUACGUUUCCAUAAUAAAACAUCUAUUCAGCAUUGGCACAACUUGGGUGUGUAACAUAACAUUUAAUAUCUAUAUUUUUUAAUAAAAUCUACAAAGCUACAAGUGUUUAUUAUAGUUUUUUUGGUAAGAAGGUGUGCUAUGCAUUUCCACACAACUUUGUACAGAAAGAGAUGGUCCUGAAACAGAAGUGAACCAAAGCUGAUAUUUGUCUUGCACCCACAUAUAUGAAAUACAUAAUAACAAAAUAUUUCCCAGCAUGUUAAUGUCAAAGCCCCACCAACAAGCUCAGAAGAGAUGAGCGACACAAGUUUCAGUGAACAAUCUUGAUAUGUAGAUAUUUGAUCACUGAAACUGGGGUAGGUUUGCUGCCCUUGAUUAUUAUAUCACGAUGGUGGAAAAGACACACAGAGAGGUAAACAAUAGUCAAGUGAUGAUAAUAUUAACUCACUAAAAAAAGACAUUUUUGGCAGAUUUUCCACAGUACUGGGUUAUAGUCCCACAGUAUCUCUGUAUGAGGUAUGGAGAAUAUGAAGAGUUUUGUACUAGUCAUAUCUGGAUGCUAGAAUUGUUUAUGGUGUCACCACUAAUGACUUAGGUAGAAGGUAUGGUAUGGACCAGUGCAGAUUUCCAGAUGCAGAAGAAGUGAUAUAAUGUUAA